CACUACUUGAUCAAGAUAGCGUCCAGCAGCAACAUGGAUGUUAGCAGAGUCUCUUUGUUGUGUAGAGAAAGUGUGUGUGAGCUCCAACAGUUCUGAUCCAUCAGAGCCUCUGUGUGUCUGGAUCAACCUGUCUGAAUGGACUUUGUGCUCUUCAGCUUUUAUUCUGAAGGUCUGACCUCUGACUCAUCUCCCGGUAGCCUACAAAGCUACUGAAGUUAGCUUAGCAUGCUAGCUGGUUAGCAACACAGCUGCUAGUCAGAGUGACCGUUUGAUGGAGAGCAAACUGUGUUUCUGACGGAGUCUGAUGGAGAGCAAGUUUCUGUCAUUGUGGUAAAAUGUGUAAAGUCCAGAUGCUGAGAGCGUUGGUGAAGCAGCGACUAACUGCGGCUGCUGAAGAGAUAUGUGGGCUGUUUGAAAGAACGAUAGCAGAGUACGAGGAGGAACUCUCUCGAUCAAAAGAGGAGAACGAGCGACAACAGAAACUACUGGACGCUGUUUUACACCCUCAGCUUCAGUUACACAGAGCAGACAUCCAGCAGCUGUUGGUGGUUAAAGAAGAUGUUCUCCCUGAGCAGCAGGAGUGGAGCUCCAGUCUGAUUCAGGAGGACCCAGAGUCCCAACACAUUAAAGAGGAACAGGAAGAACUUUGGACCAGUCAGGAGGGAGAGCAGCUUCAAGGACUGGAGGACGCUGAUAUCACCUAUCCUGUCCCUGUGAAGAGUGAAGAUGAUAAAGAGGAACCUCAGUCCUCACAGUUUCAUCAAAGACAAACUGAACAGAUGGAAACAGAAACUGAUGGAGAGGACUAUGGAGGACCAGAACCAGAGACUGAUCACAGUGAGGUCCCUGUCAGUGAUUCCAGAUGUAGUGCUGACGUCCAGCAGCUGUUGGUGGUUAAAGAAGAGGUUCCCCCUGAGCAGCAGGAGUGGAGCUCCAGUCUGGACCAGGAGGACCCAGAGCCCCCACACUUUAAAGAGGAACAGGAGGAACUCUGGACCAGUCAGGAGGGAGAGCAGCUUCAAGGGCUGGAGGAGGCUGAUAUCACCAAGUUCACAUUCACUCCUGUCCCUGUGAAGAGUGAAGAUGAUGAAGAGGAACCUCAGUCCUCACAGCUUCAUCAAAGACAAACUGAACAGACAGAAACAGAAGCUGAUGGAGAGGACUGUGGAGGACCAGAACCAGCGAGGAACUCAGAUCCAGACGUCCAGCAGCUGUUGGUGCUUAAAGAAGAGGUUCCCCCUGAGCAACAGGAGUGGAGCUCCAGUCUGGACCAGGAGGAACCAGAGCCCCCACACAUUAAAGAGGAACAGGAGGAACAGGAGGAACUCUGGACCAGUCAGGAGAGAGAUCAGCUUCAAGGGCUGGAGGAGGCUGUUAUCACCAAGUUCCCAUUCACUCCUGUCCCUGUGAAGAGUGAAGAUGAUGAUGAAGAGGAACCUCAGUCCUCACAGCUUCAUCAAAGACAAACUGAACAGAUUGAAACAGAAGCUGAUGGAGAGAACAGUGGAGGACCAGAAUCAGCCAUGAACUCAGAUCUGGAUAGACAUCCAGAACCAGAUACUGUUGACAAGACUGGAGACUGUUCUGAACCCGAGACUGAAGUCAGUGAUGAUGAUUGUCAGGAGACCAGAGAACCUCAGUCAGGUUUAAACUCUCUGAAUAACGAUGAAGUCCCUGUAAAUAACGUCAAAUGUAAUGCUGCUGAAAAGUCUUUUAUCUGCUGUGAAUGUGGUCGAAAAUUUGGUCGUAAGGACAGUUUACGGAGACACAUGAGGUUUCACACGGGAGAGAAACCAUAUAGUUGCUCAGUUUGCGGUAAACGAUUUUCUCAGAGGCCAAACUUAAUUCGUCACAUGAGGUGUCACUCUGGAGAAAAACCUUUCAGCUGCUCGUUCUGUGACACAAGUUUCGCCGUGCGGAGCGCUUUGGUAAAUCACAUGAGAAUCCACACUGGGGAGAAACCGUUUAGUUGCUUAUAUUGUGACAAAAGCUUCACACAAAAGGGGGGUCUGAAAAAACACAUGACAGUCCACACAGGAGAGAAACCAUAUGCUUGCCCAGUGUGUGAUAAAAGCUUUUCUCAAAAGGCAAAUCUGACGUACCACUUCUCAGUGCACACAGGACAGAAACAGUUCAGCUGCAGCGUUUGUGACAAAAGGUUCACGUGGCAGUCGCAGGUCAAAAGUCACAAGUGUGUCGGUGAGAGCAGCAGCAACAACUGAAGCUGCUCAUUCAGCUGUGAAUAGUGAUGGGUGCUAGGGGUGG
Sebastes umbrosus (honeycomb rockfish) is the source of this 2265-nucleotide messenger RNA. Its product is annotated as zinc finger protein 287-like. The transcript is spliced from 4 exons. Gene Ontology annotation, molecular function: DNA-binding transcription factor activity, RNA polymerase II-specific; RNA polymerase II cis-regulatory region sequence-specific DNA binding. Lineage: Eukaryota; Metazoa; Chordata; Actinopteri; Perciformes; Sebastidae. Bases 336 to 2222 code for a protein of 628 amino acids. Gene Ontology annotation, biological process: regulation of transcription by RNA polymerase II. The record is from RefSeq and is a predicted model, not a curated record.